AGUGCAACUCCUUUGGCCACCUGCUCCUAUUAAAGUGGGCAGAGCACUCUUGCAUCUCCUCAUUCCCUUGUAACUAACUAUCUUUUAUUAUUAGCACCAUUCAAUCCCUUUGUUCCAAUUUAUCACUUCUGUUCCUUUAGUUAGUGGCUCAGUAGUUUACCAAGGAAAUGGAGAAUGCGAAGAAGAGGCGGCAGGUCCCGGCGUUUGGGAGCUGGAAUUUCUGCGACGACAUCCCGAUCACCGAGUACUUCGAGUCGGCAAUGGAGGCUGGUUUGAUCCAUUCCCACUUCUUUGGAGGAGAUGGAGAGGAACUCUCCAAGGUGGUGUCACCACAGCAGCAGAAGCAUCACCGAAAGGGGAAGAAGGGACAAGGGGGAAGAGAAAGGGCCAAGCAGUAUGAGGAGUGGAAGAAGACCAAGCCAGUGGAAGAGGAUUUAUACAAGAUACCCCCGGAGCUCCUGCGCAAAAUACCAAAGAAGAAGAAGCUGCUGUGGAAUUUGUGGGCAGGGUGUCUAGGCCUCAACUGCAUUGCUUGAGUUGGCUUGUGAAUGCAGAGUGUCAGUAUGGUUUGGUGGUGUAUGUAGUUUGUACUUUUUUCCCCUCUAUGUAAUGAGUGAUAUAUUGCAAGAUAGUGUAUUUUUAAUCUGGAAAUAUGGAAGAAGCUGCUGACUCCUUAGCAUUGCUCAUUAAGUAGAACCAGAAUUAUAUUUUUUGUUUCCUAUUCAUGGAGCUCAAAUCCUUGCUUUUCGACCAUUUUCUAAUUCCAAUAUUCACCCCCCCUCCUCCAAUGUACUAUUAUAAUACUGGUGUAGACAGUAAUUUCCAUA
Elaeis guineensis (African oil palm) is the source of this 827-nucleotide messenger RNA. RefSeq lists its product as uncharacterized. The record is from RefSeq and is a predicted model, not a curated record. Lineage: Eukaryota; Viridiplantae; Streptophyta; Magnoliopsida; Arecales; Arecaceae.